Molecule: messenger RNA, 1526 nt
Organism: Centruroides sculpturatus (bark scorpion)
Lineage: Eukaryota; Metazoa; Arthropoda; Arachnida; Scorpiones; Buthidae
Product: dimethylaniline monooxygenase [N-oxide-forming] 5-like
Exons: 2
Coding region: 18-1526 (502 amino acids)
Molecular function (GO): NADP binding; flavin adenine dinucleotide binding; N,N-dimethylaniline monooxygenase activity
Source: RefSeq, a predicted model, not a curated record
UUGAGAGACUAAAAAACAUGAAAGUUUGCGUAGUCGGUUGUGGAGUGUCGGGUCUUGCAGCAAUUAAAACCUGCAAGGAAAGUUCUAUUGAUGUGGUAUGCUACGAGCAAGACAAAAACAUUGGUGGAAUAUGGAAAUAUAGAGAAGAAACUGUAGAGGGUAUACCAUCAGUAGCAAAAUCUACGAUUAUUAAUGUAAGCAAAUCGUUAAUUGCUUUCAGCGAUUUCCCUCCUCCCAAAGAUUUUCCUAACUAUAUGCACAAUAAAAUAACAUACAAAUAUUUACAAAUGUAUGCCGAAGAAUUUAGCCUUAUUCCUCAUGUCAAAUUUUAUCAUAGAGUAGAAAAGAUCGUACAAUUCGAUGAUUACGAAACAACAGGAAAAUGGACAGUGACUACAUUAAAUCUACAAAAUGGAGAAGAAAAUAUAGAAAUAUUUGAUGCAGUUAUGAUUUGUUCGGGACAUCAUGCAUAUCCUAACAUUGCAAAAUUUGAAGGCCAAGAUAAAUUUCAAGGAAGAAUAACUCAUACGCACAGUUAUAAAAGACCAAAUGAAUUUGAAGAUAAGAAGGUUGUCGUAGUUGGAGUCGGUAAUUCUGGUGUGGAUGCCGCUGUGGAAACCAGCAAUGUAGCUGACAAAGUUUAUUUGAGUACCCGAAGAGGAUGCUGGAUUUUACCAAGAGUAGGCUUAUACGGAAAACCGAAUGAUGAAUUUCUUCUAACACGUAUUUUUGCUAUUCUGAAACAUUUCGUUCCUUUUAACAUACCAGAUAUAGUGCUGAGACACUAUUUAAAUAUAAGAUUUGACCACGGAAUGUAUCAAUUAAAGCCGAAACAUGGAGUCUUCCAACAACAUCCAACUGCAAAUGAUGCAUUACCCAGUAGAAUCUUAAAUGGAACAGUUAUUAUCAAGGGAAACAUUCAACGUUUUGAAAGUAAUGGGGUAGUUUUUGAAGGUGACAAUGAGAUCACUGAAGUUGAUGAAGUCAUUUUGGCAACAGGAUACGAUAUCAAGUUUCCGUUUUUGAAUAAAGACAUAAUUGAUACGAAAGAUAAUCGAAUACAUCUGUACAAAUUAAUGUUUCCUUCUCAUUUAAAGCACAAUACUUUAGCAUUCAUUGGUUUAUUUCAACCUUACGGAGGUGCAUUUCCUAUUUCUGAAAUGCAAUGCAGGUGGUUUGUGGAAGUUCUCAAAAAGAAUGUAUUACUUCCGGAUAGAGAAGAAAUGGAAAAAGAAAUAACAGAAAUGAUAUCGGAUAACGAUCGUCGUUAUUAUAAUUCAAAACGUCAUAGCAUUCAGGUGGAUUACGUCGAAUACUUGGAUAAUUUAGCAACUAAAAUUAAGGUCAAACCAAAUUUUUUGCGAUUAUUCUUUUCUGAUCCCAAGUUGUUCUGGGCUCUUCUGAUGGGUCCGAGUCUUCCAUAUCAGUACAGAUUACAAGGACCCCAUUCCUGGCCACAAGCCCGAAAAGUUAUUUUAGAGCAUAAAGAAAGAUCCACUGCACCGUUGAAAAAUAAGAUCCAAUGA